AUGUCCAUGUCACUUCCUGCCGCUCUCACGCCCGUCCUUAGUGGCAGAGAAGCUAUCAUCGAUGCCCUCUAUCGCUGCGUAUCUGCAUUUGCCGAUGAUGCAGUCUUUGAUCUCAAUGGUACCAUCAUGGAUGGUAUUGACGCCAUAAAUGCCCAGUGUUUUGCUUCUAUCUCCAAAAUGGACACGACUCACUACCUCACUAACAUACGUAUCAACAUCCUGGAUGGCUCCAAAGCGGAAGUGACCUGCACGGCUCUCGCUCAACACUAUCAUGGUGGAGAGGGCAUGAAAGCCGGCGCUAUUCCUCUACUUGCUGGUAGCUUCUACUGGGUGGACCUUGUCCGAGAUGCGGGAGACGGGCUCUGGAAGGUUAAGAAGUGGAAGCUCAAAACGAGCUGGGGACAAGGGGACUGGGGAGUUUUCAAGAAUUAA
Talaromyces stipitatus ATCC 10500 is the source of this 432-nucleotide messenger RNA. RefSeq lists its product as uncharacterized. Lineage: Eukaryota; Fungi; Ascomycota; Eurotiomycetes; Eurotiales; Trichocomaceae. The transcript has 2 exons. The coding region runs from base 1 to 432 and encodes 143 amino acids. The record is from RefSeq and is a predicted model, not a curated record.